CACCCUUUUUACCUGGGAACACUUCUAGAGGUAUAAAAACAAGCACCUGGUCCUUCGGUGGAGUACACGUUUGCUGGUGGACUCUCAGGAAACUUCCAAGAACUCUUGACCUCUACUCUCAGCUCAGCAGGUUGCUCUUCCACAGCAAGAUGAACGGCACUGAAGGAAACAACUUUUACAUUCCCAUGUCCAAUAGGACAGGGUUAGUGAGGAGUCCUUAUGACUAUACUCAGUAUUACCUGGCAGAGCCAUGGAAAUUUAAGAUGCUUGCUUUUUAUAUGUUUUUGCUGAUUUGCUUUGGGCUACCGAUCAAUGGUCUCACGCUAGUGGUCACAGCUCAGCACAAAAAGUUGAGGCAACCUCUAAAUUUCAUCCUGGUAAACCUGGCUCUUGCUGGAACAAUUAUGGUCAUCUUUGGAUUCACUGUUUCGUUCUAUUGCUCCCUUGUUGGUUACAUGGCACUGGGGCCAACCGGUUGUGCCAUUGAAGGCUUCUUUGCUACACUUGGAGGUCAGGUUUCCCUUUGGUCUCUGGUGGUGCUCGCUGUUGAGAGGUAUAUUGUGGUCUGCAAGCCAAUGGGGAGCUUCAAAUUCUCUUCAAACCAUGCAAUAGCAGGAAUUGCCUUUACAUGGUUCAUGGCCUGUAGCUGUGCAGUGCCCCCACUUUUGGGCUGGUCCAGAUAUAUCCCAGAGGGAAUGCAAACCUCCUGUGGACCAGAUUACUAUACACUGAACCCCAUAUUCAGCAAUGAAUCAUAUGUCAUCUAUAUGUUCAGCUGUCACUUUUGCAUUCCAGUUACAACCAUCUUUUUCACUUAUGGAAGCCUGGUUUGCACAGUCAAGGCAGCAGCAGCACAACAGCAGGAUUCAGCCUCCACCCAGAAGGCAGAGAAGGAAGUGACACGUAUGGUUAUUCUAAUGGUUUUGGGCUUCCUGCUGGCCUGGGUUCCUUAUGCUAGCUUUGCUGCUUGGAUCUUUUUUAACAGAGGAUCUGCCUUCUCUGCACAAGCUAUGGCUCUUCCAGCUUUCUUUUCCAAGACCUCAGCCUUGUUUAAUCCUUUCAUCUAUGUGCUGCUCAACAAACAGUUCCGUAGCUGUAUGCUGAACACCCUUUUUUGCGGCAAGAGCCCUCUUGGUGAUGAAGAAUCGUCAUCUGUGUCUACUAGCAAAACAGAGGUGUCCUCAGUUUCUCCUGCAUAGAAAUAUUUGCCAGUUGUGUUUCAUCAAUCAUUCUUUCAAUGCUUUUGAAGCCAUUGUCUUGAACAAACAUAUUUUUUUCCACUGAUCAGUCUUUGUGAUGGUAAGAAUUUUUCCAUAAUUGUCUCUAAGCAGUGACAUUUACCUCUUUCCUCUCUGCCUUGGAAAUUUUCAGUUUAAAGAACACUUUAUUGUUUAUUUAAAAGUCUUCAACUUUUAAGCAUGUCCUUGGUUUGUUAAUGCGUACUUGUUAAAGGUCACAUUUGAGGAUUUCUCUUAUAUAAAGGCCAUGUGUAGAUUAGUUUGCACAAUGGUUAACACAUGGUAUACCCAGUGUUCUCAACAUAUGGAACACAGGGUAUAGUUCACCACUAAAUCUAAACAUAAGCCUAAUUUUAACACAUUAUCAGGCCCAGGUCAUGCCCAGAAUCACUUUAACCCAUCUGAAAAUCCAUUGAGAAACAUGAUAGAACUACUUUUUCAAGGCAACUUUAUGAUGCAUGAUUCUUUAUUUUUGUUGUGUU
This is a messenger RNA of Xyrauchen texanus (razorback sucker), 1720 nucleotides long. Its product is annotated as green-sensitive opsin-1-like. The record is from RefSeq and is a predicted model, not a curated record. The transcript is spliced from 5 exons. Gene Ontology annotation, biological process: G protein-coupled receptor signaling pathway; visual perception; phototransduction. The coding region runs from base 150 to 1199 and encodes 349 amino acids. Lineage: Eukaryota; Metazoa; Chordata; Actinopteri; Cypriniformes; Catostomidae. Gene Ontology annotation, cellular component: membrane; photoreceptor outer segment. Gene Ontology annotation, molecular function: G protein-coupled receptor activity.